Messenger RNA from Paramecium sonneborni, 279 nucleotides. Lineage: Eukaryota; Ciliophora; Oligohymenophorea; Peniculida; Parameciidae. The record is from the annotation of a GenBank genome assembly.
AUGAAUGGGAUUAAACAUAAAUCAAGAAAUAAUCAAAUAAUAUCCCAAAUUUUACAAAGAGAAGCCAGAAUGAAUAGACCGAGCAAUAAUCGAUUGCCAUCAUUAAAUUAAUCAGUUCAUACAUAAAGAAAUAAGAUCUAGACAAAUUAACCAUACAAAUAAUUUCGGCUCACUAGAUAUAAAAAUGAGUCCAAAAUAUUAGGGAAUUAAUUAUUAGAUAUAAAAAAGAAAUAGUUAACAUCUACAACUUUACAUACACUUGAAGAAACAACUAUUUGA